Messenger RNA from Neocloeon triangulifer, 1400 nucleotides. RefSeq names its product tetraspanin-6-like. The record is from RefSeq and is a predicted model, not a curated record. NCBI's taxonomy places the organism in Eukaryota, Metazoa, Arthropoda, Insecta, Ephemeroptera, Baetidae. Bases 129 to 872 code for a protein of 247 amino acids. The transcript has 6 exons. Gene Ontology annotation, cellular component: membrane.
UAUACAGAGUACAGAGUUAAGAUUAAUUCAUACAGAAUAACAAGACUUCUUGCAGUCAUCUGCUAGUCAUACUUUACAAUUGUCAGUGUGCAUGCACUAUCUAUCAGUACUAUCAAUACGAGAGAAAAAUGACCUGUCAACUGAUGGACUGCAUAGGGACACCCUUACCCAACUUCAGCCAAAACCUCGGAUUUGUCCUCAUCGGUUUAUUCUCGAUUGGAGCACUGGCUAGUUCAACUUUUGCGUCAAUUAUUUUGAUAAACGUUGUUAAACUGGAUUAUUUCUACUCUCACCAAACCAGUAUUGGAGCAAUAAUUUUGGUCACUGCGGGAUGUUUGUUCAUGUUUGUUUCACUUCUUGGCUAUUGCGGUUUGAAAAAAAUGACUAUUUGGAUGAUAAAGGCGUACGCCACGCUUCUGUUUCUGAUUAUUACUCUUCAACUGGCUGGAAGCAUUUGCUCCUUCGCCUUCAAAGAAUACUUCUCAACUGUAGUUCUGGCAAAAAUGAACGCAGCAGCAAAGAAUUAUUUUGUUCAUGGAGUUGAUAAUGGCGAUUUGCGAGCCACAGUUGCUUGGGACGAAAUGCAAAUCAAUUACCACUGCUGCGGAACUAGUUCGUACUUAGAUUGGUCAACGCUGAGACCUGAGAUGAAAGGCUACCCCGACUCUUGUAAAUGCAAGGUCAAUGAAAAGGAUUGCGGGGACGAUGGUUUCUACCAUGAGGGAUGUUAUACAAUUUUACGAUCUUUCUUGACCACCAUGGUAAAUGCAGCUGCAUGUUUUUCGCUCAUAACUGCAGUUAUACAGUUCAUAUGGCUCAAUUUCUUCAUGAAUGAGGCUCAAGGCACUGAAUACAUAAGAAUCAAUGAUUGAGUGUAGCUGAAGAAAUCAAGAACUGAUUCAGCAGGCAGCCAGAAGCGCUUCUUCCUCUUUAUUUGCAUUUUAAGCAGGAUCAAUAACACACACCUUUAUUUAAACAUGAGAACCUUAAAAAGGUGUAUAAUUUUCAAUUUUUAAGGGUUGACUUUUGAAAAAAACAUUACAAUUUUUAUAGCUUGCAGCUUUUAUAAGUUAACAGUCUCAAAUAAUUGUUCAGAUUAUUCUGAUCUUAAAACAAAUUUUUGAAAUAUUUUUCAAUUUUGGGGAAAUUUUUAAGUAAGUUGAACAUGAAAAGGAUUUUAUAGUAUUAUCUUAACAUACGGUUUAUAUUUUGCGUAUUUUGUUGCAUCAGAAAAAUAUUUUUUGAGGUUGCCACUAUCAUUGUCAGUUUUAUAUAAUUAUAGUUUUCUUAUUUCAUGCUUUCUACUUGUGCACAAAAGUCAGUAAAAAAUAGUAUCAAUACUUUUUGACGGUUGACUCUUUUUAUUAUGUACCUUUGUGCCAAUGAAUAAAACUAGUAAA